This is a messenger RNA of Plasmodium coatneyi, 1440 nucleotides long. RefSeq lists its product as uncharacterized. The transcript has 2 exons. Bases 1 to 1440 code for a protein of 479 amino acids. The record is from RefSeq and is a predicted model, not a curated record. Lineage: Eukaryota; Apicomplexa; Aconoidasida; Haemosporida; Plasmodiidae.
AUGAAGGAAAAAACGAUUAAACGAUUUGUUCUUUCCAUGGGGGUUUUCAUCUUUUUCUUACUAGUUUGCCCCUGGAAGAAAUAUUCUUUCGAGUUGUCUAAUUUUAACAAAUCCUUCGACACGACAUGCCACCCAAAAAAUGUACCAACUGUGCAAUUGGGCAGAAUACUAACCGGAGAGACCAUCACGGUGCAGUCUCCACCCAUAUAUACCAACUUAGAGGAUAAACUACUGGACACACUUGAUGAGAGCAGGGCUGAUGUGUUUAGCAAACGAUUGAACGAGUUAGUACGCGACGAAAGAUUUAAAGAGCAAUAUAAACACCUCUUCCACAGCAAUGAAUUCACGCAGAUUUUUUCCGACAUGAUCCUUGAUCAUGAAAAUUUAAAAAAAACAGGCGUACCAAAUGUGCCAAGUAUGUCGAAUUUUAUGAAUAAUCCUAGUUCAUAUUGGGAAGAAGCCAUAAAAAAACUUUCCUCCUCCGAUAGAAAAGAUGCUGCAGGAAAGUUUCUCACCCAUCCGAAUAGGAAUAGGCCCACAAGAAAGAAAAUUGACCAAUCAGACAAGUCCCUUAACUUGAAUAAUUCUAAUGAUGACUGCGUCCAUGAUUAUGAUGACCUAUCCACAUUUACUGGCAGUGUGGAAAGUCUCUUUCCAGAACAGCAGACUAAAUUUCCCCAUCAUCGUCAUCAUUAUUAUGACGAUGACUAUGUUGAUGAUGACCUGUCAACAAAUUGUAGCAGUAUGGGAAGUCUCUUUGAAGAACGAGAUCAUUUCCAUGAUGAUUAUGUUGAUGGUGAUGAUAACCGAUCUACAAAUUUUGGCAGUAUGGAAAGCAUUUUUAAAGAAGAACAACAGCAACAAACCACAGUUCCCCAUCAUCAUCAUCAUCGUCAUCAUUAUCAUUAUCAUUAUGACGAUCGUGAUCAUGACAUGUCUACGAACUUUGGCAGUGUGGAGAGUAUUUUUAAUGAACCAAAUGAUGAAUAUGCUGAUGACGUGUCCACGAACACUUACUCAUGCAAGAGUGAAUAUACUGGUACGGAUUACUACGAUUCCUAUGGGAAUCUCUACCAUGUAGUGGACGAAAAUAAUGGACAUGAACGAGCAAAGGCAAAAGCAGGAGUACAUUUACCCAUGCUAGAUGAACAUCCUACAAAAGAACAUAAAUAUUAUAAGAGUUUCAAAAAUGUUCAAAAGAGAAAUAGUGUAAAGGAGAAAAUAUACAAGCAUAUACCAUUCCUAUGCAAGUUCUUUAAGGAAAUCGAUACUGAAGUCGAGUCAGAAAUUAGACGUUAUUUGGACAUUAAGGAGAGAGAAAAACAAAAUUACCCAGUCAGAAAAGUAAAAGGGACGCAAAAACUUUUUAAUUUUCUUAGCAUGUACAGAGCAUUUAUCCCUCUUGAUGUGCUCGGAACACUUUCACACUGUUAUUUUUAG